Messenger RNA from Linderina pennispora, 2326 nucleotides. RefSeq names its product alpha/beta-hydrolase. The record is from RefSeq and is a predicted model, not a curated record. Gene Ontology annotation, cellular component: cytosol. The coding region runs from base 78 to 2057 and encodes 659 amino acids. Gene Ontology annotation, biological process: triglyceride catabolic process. The transcript is spliced from 3 exons. Lineage: Eukaryota; Fungi; Kickxellomycota; Kickxellomycetes; Kickxellales; Kickxellaceae. Gene Ontology annotation, molecular function: triacylglycerol lipase activity; sterol ester esterase activity.
CUCUCCUCUCCUCAGUUCCCUUAAUACGAAAGUUUCUUAUCUACAUUUUGUAUAAACUGGCCUAAAACAGUAGCAAUAUGCUUGAGCACAUUCUGGGCAAGCCGUCGGCAAACGUGCGGCGGAUGCAGGUGCUUGCGAUCACGGCGAUGGCCAUGAGCCUGCUCAAGCGCAAGACCACGCCGUGGUGCCUCCGGUGGACCGAGAGAAUCCGGUUUCCGCUGUGGAAGGCCCUUGUAUUAUACUCUGCAGUGCUCUACGCGCUGGACCACAUGGGGGAUAUAUUUGGGCUGAAUGCGCCGGAGCCGCUGCGCGAAUACUACAGCCGCAGCUUCUACCGAACUACAUGGGUGUUCACGGCCCUGGACGCCGGGUUCUGGACAGCAAUGUCCAUCCGACCGAAGCCACUGCGGGACGUUCUGUCGAUGGUUUUUUCGCUGUACUACCUGGUGUUUACCGCACGGGGCGUCGAGAAGGUGCGCAAGGUUCGGGCUUUGGUGACCAUUGAUCAUCUGCGGGUCGCGUGGAACAAGGGCGCCGACAACCCGAUCCUGCGGUUCAUGCGGUACCUGCACUCGAGCAAGCUGACUAUUGACCGCGAAGAGCCGGCCAAGUGCCACAUCUACUAUGCCGGCAAUCCGUCAGAGUACUCGGAGACCCGGUACAUUGUGCUGAACUACCCGGGCGGCGGUGCCACUUCGGACUACCUCAGCAGGUGGGCGGAGCGCACCAAUGCAGUGAUCGUCAGCGUGGACUACGCCAAGGCGCCCGAGUACCCGUACCCAUAUGCCAUCGACCAGUGCUACGAGGUGUACAAGGACAUUGUGGCCUCCAACGGGCGGUGCAUUGGCAUCCACACGCACGAGCCGCUCAAGAUAGUCCUGGCUGGUGACUCGGCCGGCGGCAACAUCACCGCUGGCGUCAUGUUCAAGAUCCUGGAGUCACCCGACCGGCUGCGCAAGCCCGACGGGAUCGUGUUCAUCUACGGGUGCUUUAACGUAGAUAUCCGUGCGUGGAUGACAAAGGACGAGGCGCGCAUUCUGCUGGGCUCGCGUGAGGCGGAUAUUUUGGUGGAGCCGCGCGACCACCUGCACCACGAGUCGCCGCUGGCCACCACCAACAAGGACAACGGGUACCAGCAGAGCCGGUUCCAGAUCCGCAAGCGCAAGCUCAUUGACGAGCGCAUCAAGGUGGUGCGUGCCGACGACAGCGACUCGGGCGAGCCGAUCGGAUACACGCCACUGGCCAUGACCAGCGCGUUCACGUACUUUAACGACCAGGUGCUGACGCCCGAGAUGAUGCGCGCCAUGGUCAUCAUGUACGUCGGCCCUAAUGCCAGGCCGGACUUCCGCACCGACUACUACCUGUCGCCAAUAGUCGCCCCCGACCAUCUGCUGGAGCAGUUCCCGCCCGUGUACUUCAUGUGCGGCGAGAAGGACCCGAUGGUCGACGACACAGUGCUGUUUGCCGAGCGGAUCCGCCGCGCCAAAACCAAGGACACCGGCGCACCCGAAGACAAGGCAGUCCCGGGCGACCACAGCGACCACCACGAGUACCAGGCGUACCGCGGGUCGCGGCUCUACACCCGGCGUCACAGCCAGCCGCGCAUUCUGCAGCCCAACUCCAAGAGCUUCUACAUUGGCAGCACCGACACCAGCGACGACGAAGGGCUGGCACAGGCAAAGUUCCCUGCGUCGCUGCGCAUGUCUGGCAUGCCCGAGAAGCUGUCGGUGGCGCUGGCGAAGAGUAUCAGCGGCAGGAAUGCCACAGAGGGCAAGCAGCCGGUUAUCAAGAUCAAGCUGGUGGCUGGCAUGUCGCAUGGGUUUAUGCAAAUGUACGCGCUGCUGCCAGAAUCCAAGCAGGUGGCCAAUACGCUGGGCGACUGGCUGAUGGAGCUGCUGUACGGAUCGCACCAUAUCUCAAUGUCGUCGCGGUGCACGUCGCAGGUCGAAACGGGGAUAUUUGAAAAGGGCAUCAUCGACAAGCACGGCAUUGAGGUGGUGUCGUCGGCAAACAUGGUCAAGCGCCGCGGUCUGGGACUGGCGGAUCCGCUCAAUUAGAAAAACAUUAGAGGUACAUGGGCAAUAUGAUAUUCAGCUACACUGUACAUGUUACGCAGCAGCCGGGGCGCGCUUCACGCAGAAUUUCAAGCUGGCUGGGUGAUGGGGUGAUGUGCUAUUUUGUUUUUGCUACUAGUUCAGCAGAUUGAUCACGUUCGACCGGCUACCCGAGCCGUGCUUCGCGGCGGGAGAACAUUCCUCCGGCGAUUGUGGCGGUGGCGGCGACUGAUGAUGGUGUGUGGCGGGGGCCGGAGAUUGCGGGGCCUCGG